Molecule: messenger RNA, 1891 nt
Organism: Medicago truncatula (barrel medic)
Lineage: Eukaryota; Viridiplantae; Streptophyta; Magnoliopsida; Fabales; Fabaceae
Product: inactive receptor-like serine/threonine-protein kinase At2g40270
Exons: 7
Coding region: 148-1749 (533 amino acids)
Biological process (GO): protein phosphorylation
Molecular function (GO): protein kinase activity; ATP binding
Source: RefSeq, a predicted model, not a curated record
ACAUGGGAUUGAGUUGGUGACUUCUCUAAACAGAUGACACAAUUCAUUUCAAUACUAUGAAACGGUGAAUUAAUGCAAACGUGCCAUUGAUCGCCGCAAAAGCCAAAUACAAAAUCAAUAAUAAAAAAGUAACUCUUUGUUCUCACAAUGAAAGAAGUGUGGAGAUUCAUAAUAUUCUGCUGCAUGGUGGUAAUUGGAGUCACACUAGGUCAUAGUUUGUCUCUAACCAGCCAAGGUUUGACACUUGAAAAAAUGAAGAAAUUAUUGAACUGGAAUGGUGAAGGAGUCAUUGAUCCAUGCUUUUGGUUUGGAGUGGAAUGUUCUCAUGGAAAUAUUGUGGCCUUGCACUUUGGCCAACAAGGGGAUAUACCAUACAAUAGAAAACUUCUACAAACAUCAAAUUCUGCCAAGAGUUUUGAUCACAAAGAGAAUCCUUCACCUUCAUCAUCACCAACACCUUCACCAGUUUCUCCAUCAGAAAGUCCCUCAAAUUCACCAUCAUUUUUUCUUCCAUCACUAUUAACAUCACCAGAACUUUCCCCUUCACCAUCAUCCUCACCUUCACCUUCACCUGUGAUAUCACCUUCCCCUACAGUUCUAUCUACACCACCACAUUCUAGUUGGAUUUCUGCACCUUCCCCAGCUCCAUCUUCAAACCAAAUGAAUUCACAAAGUUCAAACCCAAAGCAUCAUUCUGUUGUUAUAUGGUCAACAGUUGGAGGAUUCUCAUUCCUUGUUUUGGUGUCAUUCAUGGUUUUCAUUUGCUUCAGAAGUAGUAAGGUUGUAACUGUCAAACCUUGGACCACAGGGUUGAGUGGCCAGCUUCGAAAAGCAUUUGUAACAGGUAUUCCAAGUCUUAAACGAGGUGAACUCGAAGUAGCUUGUGAAGAUUUCAGCAACAUUAUUGGUUCUCUACAAGAUGAAACCAUCUAUAAGGGAACUCUUUCAAGUGGAGUUGAGAUAGCCGUUGUAUCCUCUGCCGCGACUUCAUCACUAGACUGGUCAAAAAAUAUGCAAGCUCAGUUCCGAAAGAAGAUUGAGAUGUUAUCAAGGUUGAACCACAAGAAUUUUGUGAAUCUUAUUGGUUAUUGUGAAGAGAAUAAGCCAUUCACAAGGAUGAUGGUUUUUGAGUAUGCUCCGAAUGGAACGCUGUUUGAGCAUCUACAUAUUAGAGAAGCAGAAGAGCUAGACUGGGGAAUGAGAAAGAGGAUAGCUAUGGGAAUAGCUUACUGUCUAGACCACAUGCAUAAUCUCACACCACCCAUUUCCCACAGAAAUCUGUUAUCUUCUUCUAUAUACCUAACUGAAGAUUAUGCUGCUAAAAUAUCAGACCUUAGUUUCUGCACCGACAAAGUUGAUACAAAGAACCGUUACGAAAAAACUUCAGCAGAAGAAGUAAAGGACAAUGUAUAUAGUUUUGGUGUAAUAUUAUUUGAGUUGAUAACAGGAAAAAUUCCAUAUGCAGUGGAAAAUGGCUCUCAAACAGAUUGGGCUGGAGAAUAUAUAAGAGGACAACCAUUGAGAGAGAUGGUUGAUACAAGGUUGAACUCUUUGAAAGAUGAUGAAAUUGAGAAAUGGUGUGAAGUGAUUAACAAUUGUGUAGAUCUUGAUCAAGAAACAAGGUCAUCAAUGAAAGAGAUUACAUCUAAAUUGAAGGAGAUUACUGAUAUGGGGCCUGAUGGAGCAACUCCAAAAUCAUCCCCUCUUUGGUGGGCUGAAAUAGAAAUUAUGUCUGAGGACAUAUGCUAAGCUAAGACAUCAGUUUAUGGAUUUAAUUCAUGUAUAAUAUCGGUGUUAAGAUGGAUUCAGGAAUUUUAAGUAGUGUAGGCAACACAUAUAUGUGUGUAACAUUUUAAUAUUAAAGCAUAAAUAUGACUCUCAUUGACCUCUA